UGUGUCUCAAUAAGUAAAUACUGCAUGUGAGGCGUGAUGAAGUACAUAACGGUCUUGUCAAGCUCAAUAUAUAUACUUCUAUCAACACAAGUAUCAGCAUGGAACACGAUACUGGACGGCAUCGCGGGUUUCCUGAGAGACUCCGCUGAACUGUAUAAUGGAGAACCUCCCGAUGCUAAGACAAUUCGUUCGGAGUACGACUUCAUUAUUAUCGGAGCUGGUACCGCUGGGUGCGUACUCAGUAACAGGUUAACAGAAGUUGAGAAAUUCAAGGUGCUGCUCAUAGAGGCUGGUGACGCAGAGCAAAUAUUUAUGGACAUACCAAUCGUGGCCACGAUGCUACAAUUUACAAACGCCAACUGGGACUAUCACACGGAACCUCAAAAGGCCGCUUGUAUGGGCAUGCGUUCUGGACGAUGCUCUUGGCCGAGAGGCAAAGUCGUUGGGGGAUCUUCCGUACUACAUUCUAUGAUGCAUACGCGAGGUAAUCGAAGAGAUUAUGACAAAUGGGCUGCAAAUGGAAACACAGGUUGGGAUUAUAACAGCGUGUUAAAAUAUUUCAAGAAGUCAGAGAACAUGCAAAUUGAUGAAUUGGCUAAGGACAUUAAAUAUCAUUCAACGAAAGGUCCAAUUAACAUACAAAACUCUCAUUGGCGAACACCACUAUCUGAUGCAUUUUUGCAGGCAGGAGUAGAAACCGGAGGCAAGAUUGUCGACUAUAAUGGAGAAAAACAAAUUGGAUAUUCUCACAUCCAAUUCACGAUGAAAAAUGGCACAAGAAUGAGCGCGAGCCGGGCUUUUCUUCACCCGAUUAAAAACCGUGAAAACUUUCAUAUAAUCAAGAAAGCGAUGGUUACGAAAAUUCUUAUAAACCCCUGGAAAAAACAAGCUUAUGGUGUAGAAUUUGUAAAAGAGGGAAAAAAGUAUCGUAUCAAAGCAAAACGAGAAGUAAUUUUAUCCGCAGGCGCUAUUAAUUCACCUCAACUUUUGAUGUUAAGUGGAAUUGGACCUAAAGGACACUUAACUGAGAAAAAUAUUACGACUCUUAUCGAUCUCCCGGUGGGAUAUAACCUCCAAGAUCAUUGGGCACUAGGUGGCCUUACUUUUCUUAUUAAUAGUACUGAUUCAAUAAGGUUCGAAAAUAUAGCUACUCUGAACAACGUUAUUGAUUACUUCUCGCAACAUACAGGACCUCUAUCAGCACCAACGGGAACAGAAGCUCUAGCAUUUAUUAAUACCAAGGAUGAAAAAAAUGAAGACGGCUACCCUGAUUUAGAACUUAUCUUUGUUGGUGGUUCUUUAGUUUCUCAAUCAGCAUAUAAAUAUGCAUUUUCUAUAGACGAAAAUAUAUAUGACGCAGUUUAUAAGCCCAUACAUGACAGACAUACUUGGAUGGUGUUUCCUAUGUUGCUACUUCCUGAAUCGAGAGGCCGUAUAGCUCUGGGAAGUAAUAACCCGUUUGAUAAACCUAUAAUAUAUGCUAAUUAUUUCACAGACGGAGGUCACGAUGAAAAUAUCAUAUUGUAUGGCAUAAGAAAAACCAUACAACUGUCUAAAACGAAAGCCUUUCAGAAAUUUGGUAGCAAAUUACACGAUAUUCCAAUACCUCGAUGUGCACAUCACAGAUUCGAUUCAGACCCUUACUGGAUAUGUGCAAUGAAAACAAUAACAAACACUAUAUACCAUCACUGCUGCACUGCAAAAAUGGGACCGAGUAGUGACCCAGAAGCUGUGGUAGAUUCCCGUUUAAGAGUACACGGAAUCAAGAGGCUUAGGGUAGUCGAUGCGAGUGUUAUGCCUCAAGUUCCAGCGGGUCACACAAAUGCACCAACUAUGAUGGUAGCCGAAAAUGCGGCUGAUAUGAUAAAAGAAGAUUGGGGAAUUCCAAUAUAGAUAAAAAUAUAAUACUAAAAUUAAUUAAAUAAAUAAAUAACUCACUAUUUAAAACCCUUAUUUUAAGUAUUAGUAAUUAACAAAUUCGUAGCAUUAAAUCUAAAGUGUAUGUACGAAUAAUAAAUUAGAAAACGUCAAAUUUGAUUAUGAAACCGAAUUCCAAGCUAAAGUAAAGGCUUAGAAAGUCUUGAACAAUUAUUAUAAAAAUAACUUUAUACGAUGUAAUAACAUUGAACCUUAAUAAUGUUGUUAUUUGUUUUUCUUUUUUUUAUUUACAUGCAGUAUCAUUCGUUAUUUAAUUUCCAAUACACUACAGUUGUAAUAUUUGUUAAUUUCAUCAAUUUGCAUGUU
Vanessa tameamea is the source of this 2244-nucleotide messenger RNA. Its product is annotated as glucose dehydrogenase [FAD, quinone]-like. The transcript has 5 exons. NCBI's taxonomy places the organism in Eukaryota, Metazoa, Arthropoda, Insecta, Lepidoptera, Nymphalidae. The record is from RefSeq and is a predicted model, not a curated record. Gene Ontology annotation, molecular function: oxidoreductase activity, acting on CH-OH group of donors; flavin adenine dinucleotide binding. The coding region runs from base 37 to 1893 and encodes 618 amino acids.